Molecule: messenger RNA, 2941 nt
Organism: Chenopodium quinoa (quinoa)
Lineage: Eukaryota; Viridiplantae; Streptophyta; Magnoliopsida; Caryophyllales; Amaranthaceae
Product: protein MAIN-LIKE 2-like
Exons: 7
Coding region: 490-2622 (710 amino acids)
Biological process (GO): meristem maintenance; meristem development
Source: RefSeq, a predicted model, not a curated record
UCAUCCUAUAGAAAUUUAUUCAAGGGGGAGUGUUGUAAUCCGCUCAAGGGGUAAUAUAAAUCCCUGCAUAAUUUGAGAAAAAAUCUACACAACAAUUAUUUGUGUAUCUAAAGCUUUCUUUUGAUCUAUUCAAAUCCUUUGUUGCAAAACACGAGUAUACUUCCUAAAAAAAAAAACCAUCUUCUUGUUCCUCAACAAUCAGAAAACUACUCAUAAUAAAGCAAAUCGAAGAAGCCAUAUGAACACUCACAUACAAACAACUACAACAACACAACCCUUUUAUUCCUCUUCUUUCUUUUCCACUUCCAUCUAAGAUAACCCAACUUUCCCCCAAUUUUACAAUUUCAGGAUCAAACUUUUUUCCCAGAAAUCGAAUUCAAAGACUCACACGCUCUCUCUUAGCAAUGGCAGGUGUAAUUGUCAUUUGGGUCACUGCUAUUGCUUUGACUGUUGUCUAUGAAUAUUGUAUACAAGUACUAUAAUUUUUAGAUGGACCUUUAUGCUUUCAAUCCAGGACCACUAGAUGAUUCUGUUCUUUAUGAUCAAGAGAAGCAUGUCUCUUCUGCUGUUUGGGAAGGGCAGGAGCGUGGUGCACUUAGAUGUCAUGAACACACAUCAAAGCUCAAUCAGUGGGUACUAACACCAAAGCAGAUUGAGUUAAUUGAUAAGGCAGGAUUUGGGUAUUUGAAAUUCAUUCCUGCAAUUAGCAUAGACAAUCCACUGAUAUCUGCCUUAGUUGAAAGAUGGCGUAGGGAAACAAAUACAUUUCACCUGACAGUUGGGGAAAUGACUGUAACCCUUGAAGAUGUUGCCUAUUUACUUGGACUUUCAAUCGACGGAGAACCUGUUAUAGGGGUCACAUAUACUUCAUGUGAUGCUGUAUGUGAAAGAUAUCUGGGAAAGGCACCAGAUUCUGGAUACACUAGUGGUGGCAUGGUGAAGCUUAGUUGGCUGAAAGAAUGCUUCUCUCGUUGUCCUGAAAAUGCAUCAACUGAAGAUAUAAAACGCCAUACCCGGGCUUAUCUUCUUUACCUUGUUGGAAGUACAAUUUUUUCCACUACUACUGGUAAUAAGGUCCCAGUGAUGUACCUUCCUCUGUUUGAGGAUUUUGACCACAGUGCGAAAUAUGCAUGGGGUGCUGCAGCAUUGGCUUUUUUGUAUAGAGCACUUGGUAAUGCAUCACUGAGAUCUCAGAGCACUGUUAGUGGCGGCUUAACGCUAUUACAGUGUUGGAGUUACUUCCACCUGAAUAUUGGCAGACCAAAACUUCCCCAAGAUUCAUAUUAUGAUAACUUUCCUCUAGUACUUCGGUGGAAAGGAAAACAAAAUGGUCCUACUACAAAUCGAGACAUAACCUUCUAUCGUAAGGCAUUGGACUCGUUAAAGCCGGCUGAUGUAGACUGGUUUCCCUAUCAGAAUGUUGACCCCAUGGUAAUACCUGAUAAUAUAGCAAGCAGCUUAAUUUUGGGGAGGUCUAAAACGAUGCUGAUAUGCUUUGACAAGGCAGAGAGGCACCUACCAGAUCGUUGUAUGAGGCAGUAUGGCAUGCCUAAUCAACCGAUCCCAGAAUCAGUAGACCGAUGGGAAAGAAAGAGCCGUGGAGUUGAUGGUGGGGUGGACUUGUCCGGAAAAAUGGAGUUGGAGCUCAAAGAAUGGUCAGAGCGGCAUAUCCAUAUCAUGCAUAAUGGAGAAGAUGCUGAUGAUAGCAAAUAUAUGCACUGGUAUUUGAGAAUUACUCGUAGAUUUGUAGGAAGACCGAUUCCUCUUGCAUCCGAGUUUCAAAGAAUGAAUGCAACUCUACGUGAAGUCGCACACAUUGCUGAUACAAUGUCCCUACAAGGAUUGGAUAAUGAGCAAAUACACUCAAUAACCAGGAUCAGAUAUAUCAUUCAUGAGUGUUUACGUGACCAAGCAGGAAGUGUUGUCACAGUAGCAUCACCAUCGCCAGAAAAUGAGAAUUGCAACAAGAGAGGUAGGGGUAAGGAGAAGAUCAGAAGAAAAGGAAUGGGAAAACGAAGGCGGAAAGAUGAGUUGGAGCAAUGUGAAGAGGAUAACACAUGUAGAGACGAUCAACUAAUACCAAAUUAUGCUUUAACUGAUAUUGAAUAUGUACAACAGAUGCAUCACCCAGUUCGUUUGGUCAAUCAUCAUCACCCAUGUCAUCCAGACAUUGCAAAUGUAAAUGAAGAAGAUAUGGAUGAAGCUCAGCUUUGCAUUUCUGUGAAUGAAGUAGGUGAUGCACAGAUCUGCUUGCAUGAGAGUGAGGUAGUAACUGCCAUGCCUUCUUGUGACGAUAUUGAUGGAUCACAGCCGUCAGACUUCAUAGAUCAUCAAGACGGGCAUUGCCCUCCAUCUGAUGAGGACACCAAGCUUGAUGAUCAUGAAAAUGGUUUGGUUCCAGGUUCCUGUAAUCAAGAGGAGCCCAGUGACUUCUCUGAUGAAGACACUAAGGUUGAUGAACACGGAGCUAACUUGAUUCACAGAGAGGACCAUAUUUCCUCUCCUCUUGAUGAUAGCACACCUCAUUCUACCGAGAUGCCUAUGAAGGUACAUCCACAUUCAUCUCAUGAAAGUGAAGAAGACAUUUCUCAGCAGUCUAAUAAUGGUAUCAAAUCAACAUGAACAGUCCAAAUUUUUUCAUACAUUGUUUCUACGAAAAUUGCAUUUUCUCUGUAGCCUACUAACAAAUUUGGAUUACUGAUCUUUGUUUUUACAUCAGUAGAAUACAAACCCUCGUCACCAGAUAAUUUUGUUGAACUACUGUUUCCAAAGUUGAGAUGAAACGACGAAGUCUUCAUGUCACAUCAUUGGGUCUGUAUAGAGAGCUUCUAUGUUUAUUAACUAGAUAUGGAAUUAGACUAUGUUCUCAAUUUUGAAUGUAAAUAUUUAUCAAAACUUACUGAUUGAUUUAUUGUGCUGAAGGAUAAGUUUGUAUUUUAUA